Messenger RNA from Wyeomyia smithii (pitcher-plant mosquito), 3787 nucleotides. RefSeq lists its product as uncharacterized. The record is from RefSeq and is a predicted model, not a curated record. The transcript has 2 exons. Bases 1 to 2055 code for a protein of 684 amino acids. NCBI's taxonomy places the organism in Eukaryota, Metazoa, Arthropoda, Insecta, Diptera, Culicidae.
AUGCGCUCAAAACUGUCGACUGUCUACCAGUCACGACAGAGCCGAUCCCUGCGGCUCAACAUCAAGCAGCUACGGAACCCGCAAGCUGCCGAAGUCUACGCACAACAGCUUGAAGCGGCACUACCCUUGGCAGAGGAGCUCGGCGCAGCUUCUCUCGAGGAUGGCUGGACCAUGAUCCGCAUGGCCAUUAGGGAAUCCGCGACAACGACACUAGGGACAGAGGCGCCGAAUGGCAGAAACGACUGGUAUGAUGGGGGAUGCCAGGCAGCGGUGUCAGAGAAAAACCGGACCUGGGUAAAUCACCUGAGGGUAAGGACGAGAGAGAACCUGGUCAAAUACAGACGGGCAAGGAACGACAUGACCACGAUCCUGAGACGUAAAAAGCGCCAGCAAGAGGAUCGUGACCAUGAAGAGCUAGAAGAGCUGUUCACUGCUAAUGAGACGCGAAAGUUCUACGAAAAGGUUAACCAAUCCCGUAAAGGCUAUGUGCCGCGAGCCGACUUUUGCAAGGAUAUGGAAGGUAAUCUCAUCACGAACGACAGCGAGGUGGUCGACAGGUGGAAGCAGCACUUCGAUGAACAUCUGAAUGGCGAUGCAACAAACGGAAGUGGAACUGGAACGGACCUGGGAGUGCCAGCAGUAGAUGACCGGGUAUUAGCCCCCGAUCUCCACGAAAUUCAGCGGGAGAUUGGGAGGCUGAAGAACAACAAAGCCACCGGCAAAGACGGCCUGCCGGGCGAGCUCUACAAACAUGGUAAAGUAACGCUUGCUAGAGCACUACACUGGGUCAUUUCCAAGAUCUGGGAAGAGGAAAAACUGCCGGAAGAGUGGAUGGAGGGAGUCGUCUGCCCCAUCUAUAAGAAGGGCGACAAGCUGGAGUGCUGCAAUUAUCGUGGCAUUACGCUUGUCAACGCUGCAUAUAAAAUACUCUCCCAAGUUCUAUUCCAACGUCUAACACCUUUAACAAGGAGGUUCGUGGGGCAGUACCAGGCGGGUUUCAUGGGAGCCCGCGCAACCACGGACCAAAUUUUUUCAAUCCGACAGAUUUUACGAAAAUUUCGUGAGUACAAUGUGUCCACGCAUCACAUUUUUAUCGACUUCAAGGCAGCCUAUGAUACAGUUGAUCGAGAACAACUAUGGCAGAUCAUGCACGAGAACGAGGAUAUCUUCCCGGAUAAACUGACGCGGCUGAUCAAGGCUACCAUGAACCGUGUUAUGUGUUACGUGCGUGUCUCGGGGAUGCUCUCGAGUCCCUUCGAGUCAUGCCGAGGAUUGAGACAAUGUGAUGGACUCUCUUGUUUGCUUUUUAACAUCGCCCUCGAAGGUGUUAUACGAAGAGCGGGCAUCGACACGAGUGGUACGAUUUUUACGAAACGGGUUCAGCUUAACGGCUUCGCUGAUGACUUCGACAUAAUAGCACGAAACUUUGCGACGGUGGAGGAAACCUACACCAGACUGAAAGCGGAAGCUAAGCGCAUUGGACUGCUGAUCAAUGCGUCGAAAACUGAGUAUAUGAAGGGAAGAGGCUCCAAGGAGAACAAUGUCAGCCUCCCACCCCGGAUCACCGUAGACGGCGAUGAGCUUGAGGUGGUAGACGAGUUCGUGUACUUAGGAUCGCUGGUAACCGCUGACAACAACACCAGCAAGGAGAUCCGGAGACGCAAUCAAGCGGGAAAUCGUGCCUACUUUGCAUUUCGUAAGACGAUGAGAUCCAAUCGAGUGCGCCGCCGUACAAAGUUGAAACUGUACAAAACACUAGUUAGACCGGUAGUCCUCUAUGGGCUAGAGACGACAACACUGCUCUCAGAGGACCUCAACGCCCUUGGAGUUUUCGAACGGAAGGUGCUGCGAACCAUCUACGGUGGAGUACAGACUGAAGACGGAGAAUGGCGUAGACGCAUGAACCAUGAGCUGCACGCGCUGCUAGGAGAGAUCCCCAUUGCACAUCUGAUCAAAGUUUACAGAUUGCGAUGGGCCGGACACGUCGCAAGGAUGCCGGACGACAACCCGGUUAAAACGACCCUUUUCAGUAACCCCUCCGGCACCAGAAAUUGAGAAGCACAGCGUACACGAUGGCUUGAUCAGAUUGAAAGUGACCUAUGAGUGAUAAGACGCCUGGGAGCAUGGCGCCAUACAGCCCAGAACCGAGUUGAAUGGAGACGACUUCUUGAUACAGCACGAGCCACCCCGGCUCUAGCCUGCUAGGUAAGGUAGGUAAGGUAACCUUUAUAUUAGAACAUUUUGUUUGAAAGAAUCCGUUGAACAGAAUUUUAUUCAGAGAUUUUUCGAAAAUUGCUUCUCCUGAGAAAUUUGCUCGAUGGCACAUAGACCACUCUGUUCCGCAACGGCUCAAAUGCAUGUGAGUAUGUUUUACAUUAUUCUUUAUUAAAGUAUGAAGAAUAUAACUGUAUUCGACACAAUAGUAAGUUUAUAUCACGUGUAUUCCAUCAAUUUGUAAUGCUCCACUUCUAUUUAUUAUUAGGAAGAAAUAAAAUCAUAAAUGACGUGAACCACGAAAAACAUGGCGCGAACCAGGAUCAAAAUUUCGAUUGCAAUAAAAUUCAUAUCAAUAAUAUUUACUAGACACCAGGUUUUUAGUUUUUUAGUUGAGAAAAAUCUUGCAUUCAGUCCUAGGGUCCCUUGGAAAAAACAAUAAGACGGUGCGUAUGAUCAAUCAACGUACUUGUUUCAGGAAACACACGUUUGAAAGUUUGUGGUCUAAUAAGCUUCUGCACUGGUUAGUGGAACAAAAUGGACACAACUGUGCUAGAUGAUUUGUGAGCUGACAGCUUUUGACAUCAAAUACUUAAAAUUUUGAGUUGUGUUAGUGUUUCCUUCAACCGAUGAUAUAGAGGUGUAUUUACUGGUCCACAAUGUACUUUGUUUGGAGAUAAACACUCUGGCGAUACACUACGGUUUCCAAAGAAUCCGAUAGUAACAAAGCUACGCAUGGACUUUUGCUGUCUUUUAGCAGAUUAUUUUACUACCGAAAACACCAGACUUUGCAGUGUAAGUAAACUAGAAAAUAAUUGCAAGUGAUGAAUAAAAUGUUUUUUGUCAUUUUGAAUAGGUGUUCAUUACGAGCGGGAUCUGUACGUGGCCGCAGCCAACGGGAAGCUGAGACCUAUACCUGGUGUGCUUCAAGAUUUCCAAUGCCAAACUCAAGUGAAAGAAACCAGUACGAGAGCACCCGAAACAAAUCAAAAAACCUUAGCGGUUGCUGUAAUUGUACAUAGCUUUAUCAUAAUUUGACUAUGUUUUCUAUUGUAAAUACAUCAAUUUUACAUUAUAUAUCAUUGUUUAGAACAAUAAAAAACACUCUGUUUGUCAUUUUUACGAUGAAAAGAGGGGUUGUGAUGUAUCUUCACAGCCAUUUUUAUGCAUUCAGAAGUCACUGACAAUGUUUUUCAUGGUAAAAUUGUUGCGGGUGGUAGGUUCAACAACAAAAGACGUUAGGACUGAUACUGCUGCUGCUAGGACUACUGCUGCUGCUGGGACUAUUGCUACUGCUGCUGGGACUGCUGCCGAUGAUGAAUUGUUGCCUCCAAGCUGUUCUGUGGAAACUCUUCACAACAUUACAGUAUGGUCCAACGAUCAACUAGAAGGUUCAGAACGGUUCAAAGGGAUCGGUAGACUUGCUUCAGCGGGAAAGCUUAGACUGAUACGAACGAUUCAGCGAUUGCGACAUCGAUCGGGCGAGCAAACCUACACCAUUGAAAUGCUGCGCACAUAUACAUAAACGAAAACAAAUAAAAUAAAUUAAAUUAUAAUUCAAUAUAUUGUACGC